AUGGCAGGUGGUGGGUCAAGUAAAGAGUUACGGGUGCCUAAAGUGAACGGUACUACGACUUUAGAUGGUUUGAGAGAUGUGAAUAGACCGAUGAACUUUAAACUUCCUCAUUUCAAUGAUAACGAAGAGGCCGAGACGAGUGAAGAUGACGAAAUUGCAUUUUGUCCUAGUACAGGUCAUAUAACAACGGAGCAGUUACUUGAUAGAAAGACGACUCUUCCCCACAAUAGUUACAGUGCGUCUUCCAUCGGGAUCAUGUUUUCCCAUCCAUCGCUUUUAUUGAAUAGGAAUCCAAAACGAGUGAGCAAAUUUUAUCGAAAACAGUCGGAUCUUGUGGAGAAUUUCAAGAAAGAUAGCACUGCCAUCGAAGAGCACCGGCGACAGAGACAAAAAGGACAUAGUUCGGAACAGAGUAUUGAAAAUUACAUGGAAUCCAAAAUGAUGUUGCUUGAGGGAAAUUCCAAUUCAGAAAAAGCAUUUUUGAAAAGCGCUUCAACAAAGGGUAAACAUAAGACACCUGCAGUGAGAGUAAAAAAGAAAAGAAUAAAACCCUCAAGGAAUAAAUCGGCGGACAAGGCGGCGCGAUGGUUGGCCAUGACUACUCUUAUUGUUAAUGUUUCUUUAGCCGUAGCUAAGACUGCAGCAGCAUAUCUCUCCGGUUCAUUAUCAAUAAUUUCUUCGUUAGUUGAUUCAGCUGUCGAUAUUACUUCGGGUUUAGUGAUUUGGUUAACGGCUCGUGCUAUUAGGAAACGAGAUCCAUAUAUGUAUCCCAGGGGAAGGACACGUUUGGAACCUAUUGCUUUGAUAAUUGUAAGUGUUAUAAUGGGAGUGGCGUCAGUACAAAUGGUCGUGCAAUCAUUGGAAUCAGUUGUCAAUGAUACGGUUGAUCCAAGAGUGGAUGUUGUUUCGUUGUUCAUUAUGGUUGCUAUUAUAUUCAUCAAAUUUGCUCUCAUGCUUUUGUGUAAAAAAUUUGAUUAUAACUCUUCAGUAGCAGUGCUGGCGCAAGAUCAUUGGAAUGAUUGUAUAUCCAAUACAGUCGCUAUACUAUGUGCUUGGGUCGCAUCUAAUUACUGGAUGUAUUUUGAUCCGAUUGGUGCUAUUGUUGUAUCCAUAUAUAUUGCCAUUACAUGGUUUUUCACUGGAAAAGAGCACUUAGCGAUGCUUUCUGGCAAGUCGGCCAAACCAGAGUUCAUUAAUCGUAUAGUGAAGGUGUGUGUCGAGCACGACAAGCGAAUAGAUUAUAUCGAUACUGUUUACGUAUACCAUUUCGGCACACGUUUUCUAGUGGAAGUUCACAUUGUGAUGAAUCCAGACAUGACACUUCGAGAGUCACAUGACAUUAGUGAAGCACUACAGACAAGUAUCGAAAGUUUGGCGGAAGUAGAGAGAGCUUUCGUCCACUGUGACUACGAGUAUGACCAUCUACCUGCUGAUGAACAUAAAGUUGUGUAA
Messenger RNA from Brugia malayi, 1452 nucleotides. RefSeq names its product cation efflux family protein. Gene Ontology annotation, molecular function: monoatomic cation transmembrane transporter activity. Lineage: Eukaryota; Metazoa; Nematoda; Chromadorea; Rhabditida; Onchocercidae. Gene Ontology annotation, biological process: transmembrane transport; monoatomic cation transport. Gene Ontology annotation, cellular component: membrane. Bases 1 to 1452 code for a protein of 483 amino acids. The transcript has 9 exons. The record is from RefSeq and is a predicted model, not a curated record.